Talaromyces rugulosus is the source of this 1971-nucleotide messenger RNA. RefSeq lists its product as uncharacterized. Gene Ontology annotation, molecular function: DNA-binding transcription factor activity, RNA polymerase II-specific; zinc ion binding; transcription cis-regulatory region binding. Bases 1 to 1971 code for a protein of 656 amino acids. Gene Ontology annotation, cellular component: nucleus. The transcript is spliced from 6 exons. The record is from RefSeq and is a predicted model, not a curated record. Gene Ontology annotation, biological process: positive regulation of transcription by RNA polymerase II. NCBI's taxonomy places the organism in Eukaryota, Fungi, Ascomycota, Eurotiomycetes, Eurotiales, Trichocomaceae.
AUGGCGAGCAACAACGAUGAUUCUUCUCCCGUGAGAUUGUCGCGGAAUCGAAAGUCGCGCGGCCGCGGCCUGCGAACGACGACUGGAUGUUCGAUUUGCCGCAAGCGACAUCUGAAAUGCGACGAAGUAAAGCCGGUCUGCGGACCAUGUAAGAAAAUCAACCGAUCGUGCUCCUAUGUACAACAAACCCAUCGCCCCUCGUCCUGCGAGUCCGUGGCGACGAAAAGCCCUCAUGAUCUCUUUGAGGCUGGCGCUGCCGAUGUCUCGCAGGGGAUAUCUGAUGCACAGCCGUUCUCAGAGUUGAACGACGGUGCGGCCUUCUCGCCUUGGACAACGCCUCACGAACAACCGCAAAAAGAGCAGCACGCUGAGACUAUGGCUGUCCCGCCGUGGAACGAAGAUAACCGUGAAAAUGCAAGCACGUUGGGAAUGCAACCACUGGAGCACCUGGCCGCUAUUGUAGCUGCUAGCCACCACCAAUCUACACAAAAUACUUCUCAUUCGAUGAGUGCUGGCUCCGUGACCUCGCCGGGACCCACGAUAAAUGCGGCGACAGUGCGGUGGUUUGAUCUCCUCGCCCACGAUGCCGUCCGAGAGAGCCCGCAGGCUGCUACAAUUCCUGGGCUUGAACACGACUGGUCAUUCCUAGACCGCACAGAACAAGCUGACUCAGCUCAAACCACCCCGUUGGAACGUGCCACUCGGAUUGUCGAUGGCCAGCGCCCGGAUGACGAUGGAACCACGCGCUCUGAUACCAGUCCUCCUGGACUCACCCCGGUUGCCAGCAAUUCCUAUGAAGAGCAGCUAUGGAAAGCCCCAAGGCAGAUACAGCUUCUCCCAAAAGAGUUCUUUUUUUUCGAGAAUUUUGUUCGCCGAGUAAGCCAAUGGAUUGACCUUUUUGACCCGACAAGUAAAUUCUCCACGUUUGUGCCACACUUAGCUAUGCGCAAUGCCGGGUUGUUGAAUGCGAUUCUGGCUCUUUCUUGUCGUCAUCUGUCUUUAAAUCCGAAUCUGGCCGGUGACGAGUUGCCCUAUCGCGAAAUAUCGCUUCAAUAUUACUAUCAAACCCUCCACUAUGUUCAGAAAGCAAUGCAGUACUCCAGCUACAAGAUCAGUCUAGAGUUACUUGCCACGACCCUCAUAAUUUCAACGUAUGAAAUGCUCAGUGACUCCCCUACAGACUGGGAACGCCACCUGGAGGGUGUAUUCCUUAUCCAAAGAUCUCAGGUAAUUCAAGGUGAAUCGGAAGGACUCAAGUGCGCAGUCUGGUGGGCCUGGCUCUGUCAGGAUUUCUGGGCUGCAUUUCGAGAGAAACGUAGGACGCUUACUUUUUGGACACCCAAGAAGUCGUAUGAAUCUCUGACUCCAUAUGAGCUUGCCUCUCGGUCUGUAUACAUUACUGCCAAAGUCAUUAAUUAUUGUUCUCAAGAGGAAUCAUCGAUUACAGGGAUUAAUAUCCAUGCUAGACUGGACCGAGCAAAUCAGCUCCGCGACAUGUUAGAUGAAUGGCGAAGCCAUUUGACAAUUGAGUUUUAUCCCCUCCCCGCCAUGACCCAUGAUUCUUCUGCGGUAUUCCGCUCUAUCUGGAUUCGUACGCCUGCCUUUGGUGUUGCUGUACAGCUGCAUUGUGCGGCCCGCAUUCUUUUAUCUGCUCACGAACCUUGUAUUGGGGGUUUUGAUGAGUAUGCCCAGCGACAAUCGACAAUUAAACAAUGCGCAGAAAUUAUAUGUGGCAUUGCAAUGACGCAGAAAGAUGAGGCAUCCAAUUUGAUGUCCUCCCAAUGUUUAUUUAUAGCGGGUAUCUUCGUUUCAGAGGCACGGGCUAGAGAGUGCGUUUUAGAAAUGCUGGAUUCGCGCCGGCAGCAAACCGGAUGGCCUGUGAAUCCCUUAGGCGACGAAUUGAAACAGCUCUGGAUGCGGUACGAAACACCAAGACCUCUAGGACAGGUGGGCAUGGGAUCGCCAUUUUAA